Messenger RNA from Raphanus sativus (radish), 315 nucleotides. Its product is annotated as gibberellin-regulated protein 12-like. The transcript has 4 exons. Bases 1 to 315 code for a protein of 104 amino acids. The record is from RefSeq and is a predicted model, not a curated record. Lineage: Eukaryota; Viridiplantae; Streptophyta; Magnoliopsida; Brassicales; Brassicaceae.
AUGACGAAGUUCAUUACAGUCUUGAUUGUAUUCAGCUUUUUGUUUGCUACUCAGUUUUCCAAUGCAAAGGAAUUAGAAAAUUCACCAGAGUCUAUCCACACGGAAGGAGGAGAGGGUUCUGUCAAAAUUGGGGAUUGUCCGGCGGCAUGUGAUGUUCGAUGUUCAGCGACAUCCCAUAAGAGUGCAUGUUUGAUGUAUUGCAACCUAUGUUGUAAGAAAUGUUUGUGUGUACCAUCAGGAACAUACGGAAAUAAAGAAGAAUGUCCUUGUUAUAACAACUUGAAGACCCAAGAAGGUGGACCUAAAUGUCCAUAA